Thrips palmi is the source of this 4129-nucleotide messenger RNA. RefSeq names its product cilia- and flagella-associated protein 57-like. The record is from RefSeq and is a predicted model, not a curated record. Bases 237 to 4094 code for a protein of 1285 amino acids. Gene Ontology annotation, molecular function: protein binding. The transcript is spliced from 18 exons. NCBI's taxonomy places the organism in Eukaryota, Metazoa, Arthropoda, Insecta, Thysanoptera, Thripidae.
ACCAAACAGACUUGACAGUCCCAUCUACUGCUCAAACUUUGUUUUCCAUUUGUGCCAUAUAGCUGGUCACUUAUAAGUACCAUCAACAAUGUCAAUUUUCUUCUACUACUUUUCUGAAGUAAAUCCCCUGGAAGACUAGCUACCAUAAAUAUCAGUCAGAGCAAGUUCACCAUUGAUCUUUCAAGAAAGUAGUCUUGGACUAGUUUACUGAUUUUGGUGCAAAGGCCGGCUCAAAAAUGAAUCAAAGUGAAGCUAGUUUAUCUUUGCCUGGCCUCCAGCCUGUGGCAUUUUUUGGUCUCCGCACUGGAGUGAAGGGGAAUGCCUAUUUUCUAACAGAUCAUGAUAUACUUUAUCCUGCUGGGUCAGUUUUGGCUAUUCAUAACCACAUUCAGAAACACCAGAAGUUCAUGAAAUUAGUAGAUCAGCAACAUGGAAAAGAGCAGCAUCCGAAGGAGCAGCAUCCAAAGGAACCACAUUUAAAGGAACAUGUUAAAGACCAUUCAAAGGACCACCAUGGGAAGGAGCAGCAUUCAAUAAAAGAAAUAGUUCUUAGCCCCAGCAGAAAGAUUGCUGCUAUCACUGAAUACGCAGAAAAACCCUUCAUAUCAAUAUAUGACUUAGAAUCUCUUAAACGCAAAAGGGUUUUAUAUUUAUCUAGUGACUGUGAAGCUCAAGAGUUUGUCACAUUUACCUUUACAAAUGAUGGAAAAUACCUGUUGGCUGUUACUGGUGAGCCAGAUUGGUCACUGUACUACUUCAAUUGGGAAAAAGGGAAAAUGGAAAGUACUUGCAAAGCAACUGUUGUAGGCAAUUCAGGAACUGUAGCUCAGGUGGCAGCCCAUCCAACUGACAAUGCAACUUGUGUCCUGGUUGGUCAAGGGCUAUUUCGCUUAAUGAUGGUAACUGAAACAGUGUGGAGGCAGUUUGGAUGGCAGAAAGCUGACCAGUUGUCACUUUCAUGUGUAGCUUAUUUGACAUCAGAGAGAAUCCUUGCUGGCACUAAGGAUGGGAGGCUUGUUCUUGUAGAAGCUACCGAGCUGAAGGGUGUUUUCAAAGCUGCAGAAUUGAAAGAGUUGGAUCCAAAGUCUCUUGAAGUGCAACAAUCGUCAACAAGCCUCACUUCAGCUGAAGCUGAGAUUUCAAGUGAUUCUGAAGUUCGUAGCCUCAUAUCUUUUGACAAAGGAUUUGCUUUCAGCCUUGGAAUAGGCUUGAUACAUUUAUUUGAAGUCAAUCCCAAUCAAAUAUAUAGGAAAAGAAACAUAUUUGCUAUACCAACCUCAGAUUUUGAUAGAAUGUAUCCUACUAAUCUGAACACAGUGCGACAUCUCUGUAUAAAUGUAUCUCAAGACCGACUCAUAGCUACUACUGACCGGUGCCAACUGUACACUACAAGAUUAUGGGGUGCAGAUAUCAGCCAAAUUCCCAGAAUAACCAUGAAGCUACUAGGACAACAACUGCAUCAUGGGCCUGUAUCAGGACUGGCAGUGUGCGCUUGGAAACCCAUAUUCAUGACAGUAGGUCAAGUUGAUAGAACAGUCCGCUUGUGGAACUAUCAAACAGAGACCCAAGAUCUGAUAAAACAGUAUAUUGAAGAUAUAUUUUGUAUAGCUCUGCACCCGACCGGUCUUUACGCUGUCCUUGGAUUUUGUGACAAAUUGCGUUACAUGACUGUGCUCAUUGAUGACCUGCAAGAACUAAGGGAAUUUCCUAUCAGGAAUUGCAAUGCCUGUAGCUACAGCAACAAUGGGCAUAUGUUUGCUGCAGCUAAUGGGAAUGUUAUUGAGAUAUUUUCCACAAUCACUUUUAAAAGACUGCAUACCCUGUCGGGACAUUUUGGCGAGAUCCAGAGGAUGGUAUGGGCCCCUUGGGAUUGGAAAAUUGUGACUUGUGGGUUAGAAGGAGCUGUAUAUGAGUGGGAUGUUGCAGCUGGAAAUCGCAUAGGAGAAGUCAUAACUAAAUCAUGCAGCUGCUCAGAUAUCUGUGUUACAACUGAUGGGAAGAUUACCUACAGUGUGGGUAGUGAUGGAUAUAUAAAAGAGAUAACAGCCUCGCAGAUUGUGCGAGAGGUGAUGAUUGGUGAUGCAAGAAAAUCAGACCCUGUAAAACUGGAUGCUGUUGUACUUUCACGCUCGAAUCUAAUGUUAUUUACAGCUGGAUUGAAUGGUGUUAUUUAUUCUGUCAAGUAUCCACUCACAGAUCCAGCAGUUUAUGCUGAAUACCAUGUUCACUAUGGAGAUGUAGCUCAUAUGAGGCUAACAUACGAUGACAAAGUUUUAUUGUCUAUUGCUAAAGAUGGUUCUGUAUGCAUAUGGAAUCUCUCAAACACAGAGGGAAAAACUGUAGAAAUGGAUAAAGAAUUUUCAUAUUCAAAAGAAAUUCUUAUUAGCAGAAACGAACUAGAGGAAAAAAUAUUAACAAUAAAAGAUCAACAAAUACGGCUUAAUGAAUUAGAAACUGAGCAUGCCUACAACACCCGUAAAAUGGAAUCUGGAUACCAAGAUAAAAUUCGUGAACUGACUGAGGGAUAUCGGACAGUUGUUGAUGAAUUGAAAGUGAAAAAUGAGAAUUCAGAGGCUGAUCAUGUCUUGGAAAUGAACAAGAUUCAAACUGAUAUAUCAGAGAUGAAAGCAUCUCAUGAACAAGCUAUGCAAACACUAGAAACAAAUUAUUAUGGCAAAUUAAUAGUUGAAUAUGAUAAAUAUACUGCUUUAGACACUCGCACCACAAACAUGAGAGACGAUUAUGAAAGACAAUUGGCAACACUUCAAGAAUCUAAAGAAAAGGCUCUCUCUGAGCUCGCCAACCACUAUGAAAAUUUGUUGCACAAAAAAGAAGCAGAACUUGAGCAGAUUCAGAAACAUUUAGAACAGGAGAAAGUCGAACAUGAAGACAUAAAGCAGCAAAUAGAAGAUGACGCAGAUCGUGAAAUUGUUGCUUUGAGAGCCUUGUAUGAGAACCAGCUGAGGGAAGAACGAGACAACAAUGUUCGCCUGAGAGGAGAAGCUGGUGUUAUGAAGAAGAAACUUAUAGGGUCUCAAAAAGAAGCAGAUGAGCUUAAACGUCAGGUUAUCCAGUUACAAGGAGAACAACAGCAGUAUCAGCAAGCUGUUCAUGCUCUGGACCGAGAUGUUCUUGAUUUGAAAAAGGAGGUUGUUGAGAGAGACUCGACAAUUCAAUUUAAAGAAAGGAACAUCUUUGAUUUAAAAAAAGCAAAUCAAGAACUCGACAAAUUUCAAUUUGUUUUGAACUUUAAAAUCAGAGAACUGAGGAAUGUGAUUGAACCAAAAGAUUUGGAAAUAAAAGAGAAGAAGGAGCAGAUUCAAGAUAUGGAAAAAGAGCUUGAAAGACUACAGAGAAAUAGUGAGAAUUUAAAAGUUGAAAUGAAUGAAUUGCGUGAGAAACUCUCAGGGACAGAAAGAGAGUUACAGUCUGAGAAAAAUGGCCACAUCAACACACAUCGCUUAUUAAAACGAUUAUGGGUUGAUCUGCAUAAUACAUCAUCUCUCAUUCAGAAUUCUAAAGAGCUCCCUGAUGCAAUGAAACUGCUAUACCAAAAAUACAGAGGAAAUCCAAGCCUCCUGCUCAGUAGAGCUCAAGAUACUGAUGCACAAGCUGAGUUUAUGCGUCAGAGAGAGCAUUUAGAAAGAACUGUUGCAUCAUUGAAACAACAGGUUUAUAAAGGAGGCUUAUCAAAGCAAGGAGAUUAUGCUAGAAUCAUGGAGGAAAACAUUUAUUUGAUAGAAGAAUUAAAUUCCGUCCGGAAUACUCUCAAGAAGACAAGAAAUACUUUGCAAAACCUUGAAAUGCUUCUUGGCAUUUCAGCAUCUGCAAGUUCUAGGGUGGGUAAUGCUUUAGAGCUUCAGGAAAGGUUACAGAAAGCACUGCGGCAGCAGGAAGAAAGGGAAGAGAAAGGAACUGAGAAAAUUGUGGAACUGGAGAAAAAAGUAGCAAUUUUGCAAGAGGAAGUUGACCGCCUAGUUUCAAAAUUAGGGCAGGCAGACAAAGAAGCAUACUUGCAAGACAAAAAGAUGCGUGACAGCAAGCGUAUUCAGUUUUCUUCCAAGAGUAAACUGGAAGUUGAUACAGCACCUUGAACUGGUAUGGUCGUCUGUUACUUUCGGUUUCAAAA